CACCAGAGGGUCAUGCCACAGGGCGGAAGACACAACCACGCGAACGGAACAUUAACCUGAAGAAAUACUAUGGAUUGACGGCAUCGCAGGAGAAACCACGUCCUUUAGAUAUUGGUAGGCAACUUGCUUUAGAGACUAAUUCUCAUCUCAUAUACUUUAUUUUUAUAUUCCCAAGAUGGCAAGACAUUCAAUAGUGGAAAAUACUUUACCAAGAUUAUGAAGGAAAAGACAUUGAACGGUCUAAUGGAAGAAGACAAUGUGCUUACAGGAGAAAUUAGAGAGAUUGACGGAGACAUGAAGACACUGGUUUACGAGAACUAUAGCAAGUUCAUCAGUGCAACGGAUACUAUUCGAAAGAUGAAAUCUAAUGUAGAAAACAUGGAAUCUGAAAUGGAUCGUUUGAACGAGAGCAUGAAUAGUUUGACCCACCAAACUACUACAAUUAAUCAAGCACUUGGCCCAAAUCGAGACAAGAUUCAACAAUUGUCGAGAGCUCACAACCAAUUAAAGAGACUUCAAUUUAUCUUUAAUUUACCAAGCCGAUUAAGUCGAUGCCUUUCUACAGAUCAGCUUGCCAAGGCAGUUAAAUAUUAUGCGAGGGCCGCACAAUUGCUAGACCAUUAUAAACACAUGCCUGCCUUUAAGGGUAUCGAGCGAGACUGCCAAACAAUUAUAACCAAAGUCAAAUCACAAAUUGAAAGCAAAAUGCGCAAAGAAGACAGCGUGGAGAAGAUAGCAGAAAAUAUCCGACUUUUGAUAUUAUUAAAGGAGGAUGUACCAGAACUACGGCAAAAGUACCUUAAAUUGGGAAAAGUUCUUAUUCGAGAAUUUGGGCAAGAAAAAAAGCAAGCUGGACCAGUAACUUCCGCAGAGGAAUUAGUUGAUGUUUACAUCGUACCUCUUGAUACAGUUGUCCAAUAUUACAACACCUUAUUCGUUGAAAACAGCGAAGAUUUUCCUCCAAAAACCAAACAGGAAAUAAAAGACGCCAACCAAGAUCUAUCCGAAGCCAUUCAGACCUGUAUCAACAGCUUCUUCGAAUCGGUGACUAAAAUCAUCGCCCUUCCUGUAAGGAUACCAAAUGAGCUGGACAAUGUAAUCGAAGAGAAACGCCCUUUGAAGCAGACCAGAGAUCUUCAAAUAUUAAAUGAAGCUCUUGCUGAGAAAGGCACGAAUCUAUCAAUGGCAGUUGCAUUAGAUAAGCAAAUGAGUCAGGUUAUAGAGGUGUGGGAGAAUGAACUUGUGAACCGAUUUUUGUGCACAGUUGUUAGUGGAAUGCGAGAUCGCAUGAGUGAGCUUAUUGAACCACCUUUCACUGAAGACACACCAUAUGAUGCAUUGAGUGAAACAUUGGCUCAAUUUAUUGACAUCUCAGAGACCUGGUGCAGAGAACAUGUUUAUAACAAUUGCUUGAUACCACUGAGAGAAUGUUUGCAAGAAGACAUCGAACAAUCCUCUUUUACUGAACGUAUAUCGAAUGGGCUCAAUAGCAUGUGGCAUUCCUUGGCAGAACAUCUUGGGACAUUUCCUAAUGGUGGUGAAGUGAGCCAGUUGAACAGACACAUUGUUUGCUUAGUCAGUUCACGUCUCUGUUUCGACUUUGCAGAUCAUAUAAUUGCUCGAAUCUAUAGUGAAUUCAGCAGCAAAUCAGCUAAUCCGUUGAGUCGCCAUGAGUCUAUUGAUACCAUAUUUCUAUCAGACUGUCAAGAGCUUACAGAGCUGUUUUCUCAGACAGGCCAAACUUUAUUAAAUAACCAGAUAAUGGAGGAUGGUUACGCACUCUCAGCUAAAGUCCAGACCCAUUACCUUUCUCUCCAAUCGAAGCCACCUACUAAGCCGUCAGCCGUAUGGAGAGAGGUUUUUACAAGGCUGCAAUCAGUCGAACAGCUAGUAAAUAUUACAUUUCCCCAACCUAGUUCACCUGAGGGUCGUGAUGUCUCUGAUUCAGAGCAUGACUAUCGUUUUGGAUCACUAGCUUCUACCCUCGAAGCACCACCUAUUCAGGCUACUCAUUCUAGCCAAAGCUUGGCUACAAUGUCUUCUGGAACAGGCGAGCCAUUAGGAAAUGUAUCAAAGUUUGGUAACGACGUGACAUUGAAUAUGAUGCACACAAUCAACAAGCUGUUUGAAGACCGUGUGGAUGUUUACAGACCGAUUGAGCCUUCUGCGGAGGGUGCAUGUGGGGCGCUUGUCCGGGUUCUCUUAAAAACGCUCCAAGAAGUGGUCCGAGAGAUGUGGGUGGACUGCAAUAUAUACCAACAGCUGCAGGUCGACGUAGAAUAUCUUGGAAUCGCACUACGUUCUUAUGCUGGCGACGAAAAAACAAGCUCUGCUCUCCGAGAUAUUGUUUCCGGAGCAUAUAUGCGAUGUUCUGACCCAGUAUCUAUAAAUGCAGAUGAUCUUGAGCGUAUGUUGGCUCAUUAAACUAAAGUAGUCACUGUCGCACAAACGUAAUAAAAAAAAGUCGGACGGGG
Phycomyces blakesleeanus NRRL 1555(-) is the source of this 2474-nucleotide messenger RNA. RefSeq lists its product as hypothetical. The record is from RefSeq and is a predicted model, not a curated record. Lineage: Eukaryota; Fungi; Mucoromycota; Mucoromycetes; Mucorales; Phycomycetaceae. The transcript is spliced from 11 exons. Gene Ontology annotation, biological process: Golgi vesicle transport; endocytic recycling; lysosomal transport. Gene Ontology annotation, cellular component: GARP complex; membrane; EARP complex. The coding region runs from base 217 to 2424 and encodes 735 amino acids.